This is a messenger RNA of Hemibagrus wyckioides, 2680 nucleotides long. RefSeq names its product p21 protein (Cdc42/Rac)-activated kinase 2b (gene pak2b). The record is from RefSeq and is a predicted model, not a curated record. NCBI's taxonomy places the organism in Eukaryota, Metazoa, Chordata, Actinopteri, Siluriformes, Bagridae. Gene Ontology annotation, molecular function: ATP binding; protein serine/threonine kinase activity. Gene Ontology annotation, biological process: protein phosphorylation; regulation of axonogenesis; regulation of MAPK cascade. Gene Ontology annotation, cellular component: cytoplasm. The transcript is spliced from 16 exons. Bases 375 to 1967 code for a protein of 530 amino acids.
UUAAAACAGGUGGGGAAUUUAGCGCAAGUCUGCGUCUAUCGAAGGGUUGGGGCAGGUAGGAGCCGAGACUCGGGGAGAAAAGUCUCUGGGUCUGGGAAGCCACCUCCCCGUCGCUCUCGCCUUGUGCCGAUCACAAAGAGUGAAAAUUUUGCUGUCCAGAAGAAAGCGGCUUCUCAUUUUGGUGGAGAAAAAGUGCUUCAGGUCUGGAUUGCCUACUAGCCAAGUUCCGUGGAAGUUUGCAGAGUGGAGCUGCACAGUUCAAAUUUCUCUGGUUCUUUUCUGCUCCUGCAUUUCUCUCCCCCCCCACAAUCUGAUUUGGUCCAUCCUUCCCUCUUUUUUUCUUUUCCUCGCUGUUCUACUUUUCCUCUUGAACCAUGUGUGAUAACGUGGACCCCGAGGAUAAGCCACCUGCUCCACCUGUGAGGAUGAGUAGCACAAUCUUCAGCGGUGACGGGAAAGACUACACGCUGCUGGCCAACCACAGCUCCAAGCCCUUACCGUCCGUACCUGAAGAGAGGAAACCUCGCAGCAAAAUCAUCUCCAUCUUCUCAGGGGCAGAGAAAGGUGGACGACGGAAAGACAGGGACAGAGAGCGGCCGGAAAUCUCUUCUCCCUCAGGAUUCGAGCACACCAUCCAUGUGGGAUUUGAUGCUGUGACUGGGGAGUUCACGGGGAUGCCAGAACAGUGGGCACGAUUACUGCAGACCUCCAACAUCACCAAGUCUGAACAGAAGAAGAACCCUCAAGCUGUGCUAGACGUUCUCAAGUUCUACGACUCCACAGGAAACACAGGCAGACAGAAGUACCUCAGCUUCUCUUCAGAGAAAGACGGAUUUCCUUCAGCUGAUCAUUCGCCUGUUAAAAAGAGCACAGUACAGCCCUCACCAAACGUCAAGAACGUUGACGAUGACGACGACGAUGAGACACCUCCACCUAUCGUGGCACCGCGGCCAGAGCACACCAAGGGGGCAAACACUCGGUCAGUUAUCGAUCCCAUCACUGCACCAGUCUCUCCAGAUGGGGACGUUGCAUCCAAAGCUGCAGAAAAACAAAGACCCAAAAAGGGCAAGAUGUCUGAUGAGGAGAUCAUGGACAAAUUGAGAACCAUAGUCAGUAUUGGAGAUCCUAAAAAGAAGUACACACGAUACGAGAAGAUUGGACAAGGAGCUUCAGGAACAGUAUUCACGGCCAUCGAUGUUUCUACUGGACAAGAGGUGGCCAUCAAGCAGAUCAACUUGCAAAAGCAACCGAAGAAGGAGCUAAUUAUCAAUGAAAUUCAGGUUAUGAAGGAACUGAAGAACCCAAACAUUGUUAACUUCUUAGACAGUUUUCUAGUAGGGGAAGAGCUCUUUGUAGUGAUGGAGUACCUUGCUGGUGGCUCACUGACUGACGUAGUGACAGAGACGUGUAUGGACGAAGCUCAGAUCGCCGCUGUUUGCAGAGAGUGUUUACAAGCACUAGAAUUCCUUCAUGCCAACCAGGUCAUUCAUCGAGACAUCAAGAGUGACAACGUUCUCCUGGGAAUGGAUGGCUCCGUUAAACUUACGGAUUUUGGUUUCUGUGCUCAGAUAACACCUGAGCAAAGCAAGAGGAGCACGAUGGUGGGCACACCAUACUGGAUGGCCCCUGAGGUUGUUACCCGGAAAGCUUAUGGACCCAAAGUGGACAUCUGGUCUCUUGGUAUCAUGGCUAUAGAGAUGGUGGAAGGAGAGCCACCCUACCUUAAUGAGAAUCCACUGAGGGCACUUUACCUCAUUGCUACUAAUGGAACACCAGAGUUGCAGAGUCCAGAAAAACUGUCCCCCAUCUUUCGGGAUUUCUUAGCUCGCAGCCUGGAAAUGGAUGUAGAAAAGAGGGGCAGCAGUAAAGAACUUUUACAGCAUCCUUUCCUGAAGUUGGCGAAGCCUCUGUCCAGUCUCACACCGCUCAUUCUGGCUGCCAAGGACGCCAUGAAGAACAACCGCUAGCAUCCUCCCCCGGAAGAGCCAUGUUGAGAAACCCAAUGUUGAACAGACUCCAACACCUGUGCCACAUCUCUUACAGCUGUGUCACCUGGCCAGCUAGUAUUGCCAAAACAAAAUUUCUCCAAGUAUUUCAGCAGAGUAUUUCAAACUGGUGGGACUCCUCUUGGGUGGGAGGGAAGAUGGGGUGGCAUCUUAAAUGUCCUGUCUCCUCAUCAGUAUUACGGUAGCCUUUUUUCAUACCUUUUUUUGCUGCACAGUAUUUCAUCAGAUUUUUCCAUAUCAUUUCUUCUCUUGUGACUUUUAUGUGCAGGAGAUUCAUGUCCUUAAGGGAAAAAGUAUUUAAAGUGUCCUUGAGAUGUUUUGUUAGUAAUUUCAUUUUUAUAGAAUGAGUAAUGAGCUAAUGAAAAAACUUGUGCCCAUUUUUUUUUUUGUCAUUUUCUUUAAAAUGUAGCUGGGAUAAGGUAAACCAGCGUUAUCAGUGGGAUGAUUGAUUUUGUUACCUGAUGUCAUUUCCUCGUCGAGCAUGAACUGAUGUAAGAAUGGACCAGUUUCUGGAAAUCAUUAACAUCAUGUACACUUUCAUGACACGGAUACCAUAUGUUGUGUACUUUAAAGAACCACAAUAACUGGUCCACCAAGGAUUUAGACUACAUGUUUGUAUAAAUGAGUGUUUUUGUAGUAACUAACAUUUUACAGCUGUAAAGUUAUCUUUUCAA